AUGUUGUCAACAGGUCUAAAUCCGGAUCGGAGUGUCAAAGCAGAGUCACUAGAUAUGGUGAAAGUACCAGCAGUGGCGGGCGGCGACGCAACACUCCCGUGUGACACCCGGUCCACGCAGGCGUCCGACGUUCUCUUACUCGUCGUGUGGUACAAAAAUGAUGUACCUUUGUACAGUUACGACGGCCGUAUCAAAGGGCCGACAGCUCACUGGGCAGACGACGUACUUGGCGGGCGCGCCAGGUGGCACGCUGCUACACCAUCCUCGCUCCGAAUACGUGACGUGCUCCCUACUGACAGAGCUGUGUAUCGGUGUAGAGUCGACUUCAAGAUCUCACCGACAAGGAACCAUAAGAUCUUGUUGGAUGUUAUAGAACUGCCGGAGAAACCGAAGAUUUUCGAUGAAUUUGACAAAGAAGUGAUCGGCGUCGCAGGCCCAUACGUUGAAGACAGUAGUGUGAAACUCACCUGUGUUGUAAGUGGAGGAAAACCCAUGCCACGUCUUCGCUGGUGGCGUGACGACAAAGUAAUAGCAACCCUUGCACCAGUCGAUGAUGGAUCUCGACUCAGCCUUUUAGAACUAAGGAUACCGAAGCUGACAAGGGAUUACUUUGAGGCUGUGUAUACAUGUACCGCUGAUAAUACGGUACUGGUGCCACCGUUGAGAGUCAACGUGCAAAUUCAAAUUUAUCUGCGACCACUUUUCGUAGAGAUACUUGCCAGAGAACAACCACUCUCCGUGGGUCAGACAGCUGAAUUGGCUUGUAAGGCAGUGGGCUCAAGACCACCGGCUACCAUUUCGUGGUGGCUCGAUGAUCAACAAAUGUCUACUGCUGCUAUUCAAAAGAAUUCGGACGAUAAAAAUGAAACCAUAUCAUUUCUACGAUGGACUCCCCGUAUGGAUCAAGACGGUCGGGUUUUAACGUGUCAAGCAGCGCACAGCAAACUCGAACACAAUACUCUAGAAAGUAGUGUUACGCUCAAUCUUCAUUAUGUUCCAAUAGUAAGUUUACAAUUAGGUUCAAAGCUUAAUCCUAACGAUAUCGAGGAAGGUGACGAUGUCUACUUUGAGUGUAUCGUGAGAUCAAAUCCACCAGCUUACAAAGUUGUUUGGGAACAUAACGGUCAAGUGAUGACACAUAAUCAGCGAGCAGGAGUGAUAGCAGGCUCGGCUCAUUUAGCCCUGCAAGGCGUUAAUAGAAGCCAAGCGGGAAAGUAUGCAUGUACUGCAUCUAACGUCGAAGGUGAUGGCAAAUCACCACCUGUCAAUCUUCAAGUAAUUUAUAAACCAGUAUGUACAAUAACAACAACAGUUAUAGUAGGUGCCGCGAUAAAUGAACCUACUAAAGUUGUAUGCGAAGUGGACGCCUUUCCGCCGCCGAAGAACUUCCAGUGGACGCUUAAUAAUUCCAUGGGAACUUUGGAAAUUGAAGCCGAAAAGUUUACCAUCGAUGCAAUGGGGCGGUCAGUCUUCUCUUAUACUCCUGCAACUGAAAGAGACUAUGGUUCGCUGGCAUGCCGAGCCACAAACUUGGCAGGACAGCAAGUAGAGCCGUGUCGGUACUCCUUGCUCCCAGCUGUCAAACCAGAUCAACUUAGCAACUGUACGUCCAUUAAUCUAACCGACGACUCCGCCGAAAUCAGAUGUUUGUCUGGUUACGAUGGUGGUCUUCACACGUCGUACUUUGUGGAAGUUUGGGAGGCGAAAAACCUAAUAGCAAAUGUUUCUACGCCCUUGCCAGCGUGGAUACUUCGAGGACUUGGUUCAGGAAAGACAUUAAAGCUAGUUUUUUAUGCCUUCAAUGCGAGGGGGAGAUCAGAACCCGCUAUAUUGAGGAUAAAAACUCUGGCAAGACUGGCUCUGCCCACAGGUGCUAACUCCGGCAAAGGAGGCAGUGUAGAUGCAAGCUGGGCACUAGGAAUUAUCGUUGGUAUCGCUGGAACGCUCGUAGUAAUAGUGAUUAUCACUUUAUUGGCCAGAAGAAGACAGCAUCCACCGAUGCAGUAUGAAGCUCCUAUGCAGACGGCGAAGGCGUACAAAGGCACGAUACAAAGCGCCAACCAUUCUCCGGCUCAGCCCGACGAUAAAAAUCCUGACGUGGUGCCACUCGGUAAAGAUUUUAAUAGUGCACGUGACUUAGAGCGCCCGCCAGAGCCGCCCCCUUACGGGUCAGUAGUAUCUCCGCCAGUUGGGUCUUCAAGGAGUUCCCACAGCCUUCAACAUCAUGAUGUGAGGCCCAUGACACCCCACACUCCCAAUACGCCUGCAUCUGAUGCGCAUAGUAUCGGCACCUUAGCAGAUGACCGUCGGAGUGUGACAAGCGGCACCUUCUCAAGGCGGAGGGAAGUCGUCACAACAAGAACGCCACUUCUAGCGAACGCAAGAGAAAGCUGCGUUUAG
Molecule: messenger RNA, 2400 nt
Organism: Arctia plantaginis
Lineage: Eukaryota; Metazoa; Arthropoda; Insecta; Lepidoptera; Erebidae
Source: the annotation of a GenBank genome assembly